Messenger RNA from Cimex lectularius (bed bug), 1705 nucleotides. RefSeq names its product lariat debranching enzyme A (gene ldbr). Gene Ontology annotation, cellular component: nucleus. The transcript is spliced from 10 exons. The record is from RefSeq and is a predicted model, not a curated record. Gene Ontology annotation, molecular function: RNA lariat debranching enzyme activity. The coding region runs from base 105 to 1637 and encodes 510 amino acids. Gene Ontology annotation, biological process: mRNA splicing, via spliceosome. NCBI's taxonomy places the organism in Eukaryota, Metazoa, Arthropoda, Insecta, Hemiptera, Cimicidae.
AUCGAUACCAGAACCUCCCGUAACGUACGCGAUCUUGAUGUUCAUUCUUAGUCGGCCUUUCACUGUUUAUAGUGUUGCGCGGCUUUUUCGUACCUUCUUCAAAAAUGAAAAUCGCCGUCGAAGGGUGCGCCCACGGGGAAAUCGAUAAGAUCUACGAGACUAUAGCCGCUCUAGAGAAGAAGAACGACAUCAAAGUUGACGUUUUGAUCUGCUGCGGUGAUUUCCAGUCGACGAGAAACUCGGACGACUUGAAUAGCAUGGCAGUACCGCCUAAAUAUCGUGCUAUGGGCUCUUUUCACAUGUAUUAUGCAGGUGAGAAAGUGGCUCCAAUCCUUACAAUAUUUAUUGGUGGGAAUCACGAAGCGUCGAAAUACCUUCAGGAAGUCCCAUAUGGUGGGUGGGUCGCGCCAAACAUCUACUACCUAGGAUAUUCAGGCAUCAUUAACAUUGGCGGGAUAAGGAUAGCUGGCCUUUCGGGCAUCUACAACGCUCGAGAUUUCCACAAAGGGAGAUUCGAAGCACCUCCGUACAGCGAACAGACGAAACGGAGCGUCUAUCAUGUUCGGAAUUUAGAUGUGUUUAGAAUGAAACAGGUGAAAUCCCAGAUCGACAUAUUUCUGUCGCACGACUGGCCUCUUGGCAUUUAUAACUAUGGAGAUAUUAACCAACUUCUCAAGGAAAAACAUUAUUUUGAAAAUGAUAUAGCAGAAGAAAAGCUAGGUAGUCCAGCAAAUCAAGAACUUUUGGACAAAUUGAAGCCAAAAUAUUGGUUUGCCAGCCAUUUACAUGUCAAGUUUGCUGCGAUUGUUCCUCACAAAGAUGAAAGCGGUAAUGUCAUCAGUAACACAAAAUUUCUGGCUUUAGACAAAUGCCUUCCAAGACGACAAUUUUUACAGGUGCUAGAUAUUGAACAUGAUAAGAGUAAACAAAUAACAGUUGAACAUGACUUGGAAUGGCUGGCAAUUUUGCAUUAUACGAAUCAUCUGAUAUCUGUAGACCCAUCGAACAACUUUUUACCUGGCCCUGGUGAUGAUGAGAGGUGGAUUUUUACGCCAACUGAGUCUGAGAAAGAAUUUGUAAUGAGGAAAAUGGGCGGUGAGUUGAAGGUGCCAUGCAAUUUCGUGCCUACGGUACAAAGCAACUCGAACCAGAGUCCGACAACACCGAGUAAAAAGUACCAGGGCCUUCAGUCGAACAUCCAAACUGAGGAAUUUUGUAAGAAACUAGGUAUUGACGAUCCGUUGAUGCUCCUAUUGGAUAAAAAGGACAACAUGUUCUCAUCGCCAUGCCCGGUGACUCCUGACGAUGCUGAAAUGAGUUCUUUCAUCGAUAGUGAAAUUUCUGGUUUCUGUUCUGGUUCAGAAGAAAAUGAAAAAUCAAUCUAUGAGGAAAAACUGAAGGAAAUCAAUUCCACAUCGGUGAGUUUUAAAAGUAUGAAACUACCUCCCCCAAAGUACGAGGAGUCGCAGGUGGAGCUUGAACCAUCAGAAAUGUCGUUGAAAGACAACAGUCUAUUUUUCAUAGACGAUGGCUCAAAAAGGUGCCAUGAUUCCACAACAAAAACAGACAACUGCAAUAGCCAAAGUGUUAAAAAAUUCAAGCGCCGUAAUCACAAUUUAUAUUCGAGCAAUGAUUAAUAUUUUAUUUUGUACAAAGUUUUUAAUGCACAUAUAGAUGGAUUUUUUUUAAACAUCUUUUACAAUUU